Messenger RNA from Eucalyptus grandis, 3062 nucleotides. RefSeq lists its product as uncharacterized. Lineage: Eukaryota; Viridiplantae; Streptophyta; Magnoliopsida; Myrtales; Myrtaceae. The record is from RefSeq and is a predicted model, not a curated record. Gene Ontology annotation, molecular function: oxidoreductase activity; methyltransferase activity.
UAUAGAGCACUUAUUCGAACAUUUUACAUCAGUGUCAAGUUGAACUGGGUGAAGUAAGAUCAAAAAUCGCUCUUGCUCUUUCUCUUUCUAAAGUUGCUCGUCUUCCUAUCUUUGCAGUUGACAGAUUGUGUAUGAGAGAGAGAGAGUAAAAGAAUGAGAGCUGCCAUUGGGGAGUGAUAGAACCAGUAGUAGGAGAUAUUUGAGGGGGUGCAAGCACCAGUCUAUUCUCUCGCAACACCUUUUUAAGAUUAGGGUAUCUAUUGAGAAAAUAUUCGGAAGAAGAUGAAAGUGGGAGUGAUUGGGGGUGGCGUGAGCGGGCUCGUGGCAGCCUACGAAGCAGCGAGGGGAGGAGCGAAGGUGGUAGUGUAUGAGAAGGAGGAUUACUUGGGCGGCCAUGCCAAGACCGUCUCAUUCAACGGUGUCGACCUGGACCUCGGCUUCAUGGUCUUCAAUCCUGUUACAUACCCUAAUAUGAUGGAGUUGUUUGAGAGUCUUGGAGUGGAAAUGGAGAUAUCGGAUAUGUCAUUCUCAGUCAGCUUAGACGAAGGUCGAGGCUAUGAAUGGGGAAGUAGAAAUGGUCUUUUGAGUUUGUUUGCCCAAAAGACAAAUGUGUUGAAUCCUUACUUCUGGCAAAUGCUUAGAGAAAUCAUCAAAUUUAAGGAGGAUGUCCUUAGUUACCUAGAAGGACUUGAGAGCAAUCCGGACAUCGAUCGCAGUGAAACUUUGGGACAGUUUAUCAAGUCACAGGGUUACUCUGAAUUAUUUCAAAAGGCUUACCUUAUCCCAAUUUGUAGUUCAAUCUGGUCUUGCCCUUCGGAAGGAGUCCUGAGCUUUUCAGCCUUCUCAGUUCUGUCCUUUUGCCGCAAUCAUCAUCUGCUUCAGGUUUUUGGCUGCCAUCAGUGGCUUACCGUCCAAAGACGCUCACAUUCUUAUGUUGAUAAGGUCAGAGAUGUGCUCGAGAGUAAAGGGUGUGAAAUAAGACCAAGUUGUGAAGUGCGAUCCAUCUCCACUAGUGAUGGGGGAUGCGUUGUCUUAACUGGAGAUGGUUCUGAAGAAGUAUAUGACAAGUGUAUCGUAGCCGUCCAUGCACCGGAUGCUCUGAGAAUGUUGGGGGACCAAGCAACUUAUGAUGAGACAAGAGUACUUGGUGCAUUCAAAUAUGCCUACAGUGAGAUUUAUCUUCAUCAUGACAAAACUUUCAUGCCCAAAAACUCAGCAGCGUGGAGUGCGUGGAAUUUUCUGGGAAGAGCUGAAAAUAAAGUAUGCUUGACAUACUGGCUCAAUGUGCUUCAGAACCUGGAUCAGAAGGAUUUUCCGUUUCUUGUGACUCUCAAUCCUUCACAUGAACCGGAACACACAUUGCUUAAGUGGUGCUCUGGCAGUCCAAUUCCAUCUGUUGCUGCAUCGAAAGCUUUGCUUCAGCUACAUGAGAUCCAAGGAAAAAGAGGAAUUUGGUUCUGUGGAGCAUACCAGGGAUAUGGAUUCCACGAGGAUGGAUUGAAGGGAGGCAUGGCUGCUGCACAUGGAGUGAUAGGACAAAGUCAUUUUCUUCUUGAUAACCCUCGACAUAUGGUUCCUUCACUCAAGGAAAUUGGGGCACGCUUUUUUGUUACUGGAUUUCUCAGACGUUAUAUUUUUACAGGCUUGGUAACUUUAUUAGAGGAAGGAGGCACGAUGUUUACCUUUGAGGGAAACAAAAGAUGUCCUCUAACAGUUACUUUGAGGAUCCAUAGUCCAGAGUUUUACUGGAAGGUCAUGACUCAAGCCGAUCUAGGCCUGGCAGAUGCAUACAUAAAUGGUGAUUUUUCUUGUGUAGACAAAAAUAAAGGUCUUCUAAAUCUUUUUCAGAUUCUCAUAGCGAACAGAGAUUCCGAUAUUACCAUGUCGAAAUUGAGUAAGAGAAGGGGUUGGUGGACACCGAUGUUAUUAACAGCUGGUAUUGCUUCGGCUAAGUACUUCUUCAAGCAUGUUUUGAGGCAAAACACUUUAACUCAAGCUCGCAGGAACAUCUCCCAACAUUAUGAUCUGAGUAAUGAACUUUUUUCACUGUUCUUGGAUGAGACUAUGACAUACUCCUGCGCGGUAUUCGAGAUGGCUGGUGAAGACCUAAAGGCAGCACAGAUGAGAAAAAUCUCUCUUUUGAUUAAAAAGGCGAGAAUUGAAAAGACACAUGAAGUUCUUGAAAUCGGCUGCGGUUGGGGAAGCUUGGCCAUUGAAGUUGUUAGGCAAACCGGAUGCAAAUACACUGGCAUCACUUUGUCGAAAGAGCAAUUGAAGUAUGCCAAAUCAAGAGUGAGAGAAGCAGGGCUUCAGGACAGCAUCAAAUUCAUUCUUUGUGAUUAUCGCCAAUUGCCAAGUGCCUACAAAUAUGACAGGAUCAUUUCCUGCGAGAUGAUAGAAGCAGUCGGCCACGAAUACAUGGAGGAGUUCUUCAGCUGUUGCGAAUCGGUGCUUGCCAAAGACGGACUUCUUGUUCUACAGUUCACUUCCAUACCCGAUGAGCGGUACGAGGAAUACAGGCGAAGUUCAGACUUCAUAAAAGAAUAUAUCUUUCCCGGGUGCUGUGUGCCUUCCUUAAGCAGGAUAACAUCAGCUAUGGCCUCUGCGUCUCGACUCAGUGUGGAGCAUGUGGACAACAUAGGAAUCCAUUUUUACCAAACACUUCGAUGUUGGAGGAAGAACUUCAUGGAGAAACAAAGGAAAAUAUUAGCUCUGGGAUUCAAUGAAAAGUUCAUAAGGACAUGGGAGUACUACUUUGACUAUUGUGCAGCUGGUUUUAAGUCUCACACGCUCGGAAAUUAUCAGAUUGUGUUUUCACGUCCAGGCAAUGAAGCUGCUUUCACCGAUCUGUAUGCGAGUUCCCCGACGUCAAAUUGACAUUUGAGUUGCGAUGUGACUAAGCACGACCCAUUUAAGCCAGUUCACAUCUAAUUCCCUCAGGGCCACUCAGCCCUUGGUUUCUGAAAUUUUUCUUGCUUCUCUCAGUGUGCAAACUUCUUUGGUUGUGAACACCAUGUUCAAACAUGCACAAUAAAUCGGGUUAGAGAACAAUUAUUUUUUUA